CUGUCCAGUUCACUCUCCCCCUCCCCCGUUACUUCUUCGGCUUCAAUUCCUUCUCACCGUUGACCUUGACUGCAGUGGAUGCGGUGGUCCCGGCUGUGAUUUUCUUUUCCAUUGACUGUGCGGAGCUUGCUACUUGAUGGUGCGGCUCCGGCCUACCCUUUUCCCCCUUCAUCAUGCAGUCCUCCCCGAAUAUGCUCACCAAGUUUGAGUCGAAAUCGUCCCGCGCUAAGGGAAUCGCCUUCCAUCCCAAACGGCCAUGGAUCUUGGUCUCCCUUCAUUCCUCCACCAUUCAAUUAUGGGAUUACCGCAUGGGAACCCUGAUCGACCGCUUCGAAGAACACGAUGGCCCCGUCCGAGGCGUUGAUUUCCAUCCGACGCAACCCCUCUUCGUCUCCGGCGGUGACGACUACAAGAUCAAGGUCUGGAGCUAUCAGACGCGGAGAUGCCUGUUCACCCUCAAUGGCCAUUUGGAUUACGUGCGAACGGUCUUCUUCCACCAUGAGCACCCGUGGAUCGUCUCGGCCUCCGACGAUCAGACCAUCCGAAUCUGGAACUGGCAGAACCGGUCGUUGAUUUGCACUAUGACCGGCCAUAACCACUAUGUGAUGUGCGCACAGUUCCACCCGACCGAAGAUCUGAUCGCUUCCGCCUCGCUGGACCAGUCCGUUCGUAUCUGGGAUAUCUCGGGCUUGCGAAAGAAGCAUUCGGCCGCCCCGUCCACCGUAUCAUUCGAAGACCAGAUGGCGCGAUCCAACCCGAAUCAGGCAGAUAUGUUUGGAAACACCGAUGCGGUGGUGAAGUUUGUGCUGGAGGGUCAUGAUCGGGGGGUCAACUGGGUGGCCUUCCACCCCACCCUGCCCCUGAUUUGCUCGGCGGGUGACGAUCGCCUCAUCAAGCUGUGGAGAAUGAGCGAUACGAAAGCCUGGGAGGUUGAUACCUGCCGUGGCCACUUCCAGAAUGCCUCUGCCUGUGUUUUCCACCCCCACCAGGACCUGAUCCUCUCUGUGGGCGAAGACAAGACCAUCCGGGUGUGGGAUUUGAACAAGAGGACUUCCGUGCAAUCCUUCAAGCGCGACCUCGACCGAUUCUGGGUGAUCGCCGCUCACCCCGAAAUCAACCUCUUCGCCGCCGGCCAUGACACGGGUGUCAUGGUCUUCAAGCUCGAGCGCGAACGCCCGGCAUCCGCCAUCUACCAGAACCAACUCUUCUACAUCACCAAGGAGAAGAACGUCCGCUCCUACGACUUUGCGAAGAAUGUCGAGUCGCCGCCCAUGGUCUCGUUGCGGAAACUGGGCUCCGCCUGGGUGCCGCCUCGCACCCUCUCCUACAACCCCGCCGAACGAGCCAUUCUGGUCACCUCCCCCACGGAUGGCGGUGUCUACGAGCUGAUUCACCUGCCGAGAGAUGCCACGGGUGCUGUGGAGCCGACCGACUCCAAGCGCGGCCAGGCCACCUCGGCCGUCUUCGUGGCCCGCAAUCGAUUUGCGGUCUUCAGCCAAGGCAGCCAGCAGGUCGACAUCAAGGACCUCAGCAAUUCCACCACCAAGACGAUCAAGGCGCCCGCGGGCACAGUCGACAUCUACUUUGGCGGUACCGGCUGCCUGCUCUUCAUCACGCCGACGACGGUCGUUCUGUUCGACAUCCAGCAGAAGAAGCAGCUCGCCGAGCUGGCUGUCAGUGGUGUCAAAUAUGUGGUGUGGUCCAAUGACGGUCUCUACGCCGCCUUGCUCAGCAAGCAUAACGUCACGGUCGUCACCAAGUCCCUGGAACAAGUCAGCAGCUUGCACGAGACCAUCCGCAUCAAGAGUGCGGCUUGGGAUGACACCGGCGUCCUGCUCUACUCGACCUUGAACCACGUCAAGUACUCCCUGCUGAACGGAGACACCGGCAUCAUCCGCACUCUGGACCAGACCGUCUACCUGGUCAAGGUCAAGGGCCGGAGUGUCUACUGCCUCGACCGCAAUGCCCGGCCGCGGACCCUGGAGAUCGACCCGACGGAGUACCGAUUCAAGCUGGCUCUGGUGAAGCGGAACUACGAUGAGAUGCUCCAGAUCAUCAAGACCUCGAGUCUGGUCGGACAGAGUAUCAUCUCUUACCUGCAGAAGAAGGGCUACCCGGAGAUUGCGCUGCAGUUCGUGCAGGACCCGCAGACCCGCUUCGAGCUCGCGCUGGAGUGUGGAAACCUCGACGUCGCCAUCGAGAUGGCGAGAGAACUGGAUCGUCCCCAGCUGUGGACCCGACUCGGCUCGGAGGCUCUGGCUCAUGGCAAUCACCAAAAUGUCGAGAUGGCCUACCAGAAGCAGAGAAACUUCGACAAGCUCUCGUUCCUGUACCUCUGCACUGGUGACCAGCAGAAGCUGGCGCGGAUGGCCAAGAUCGCCGAGCACCGGGGUGACUUCACCUCUCGCUUCCAGAACGCCAUCUACCGUGGUGAUGUCGAAGACCGGAUCCAGAUGUUCAAAGAAGUCGACCUGUAUCCCCUUGCAUAUCUCACGGCCAAGUCUCAUGGGCUGACCGAGGAGGCCGAGUCGAUCCUCGAAGCCUGCGGCCUCACAGAAGAUCAGAUCACGCUCCCGACGUUAUCGGAGCCUUCGCAGGUGCCGCACCCCAUCGCCCCUACGUUCAAGUCGAACUGGCCCGUCAAGGCUGCCGGCCACUCUUCCUUUGAAAAGGCUCUCCUUGGCGAGGUUGGUGCGGGUGACGAAGACGGCAUUGGCGCUGAACUCGAGGCUGAGGAGGAAGAGGACGAGUUCGUCGGUGCCCGGGAUACGUUGGAGGACGAGGAUGAGGACGUGACCGGAUGGGACAUGGGCGAUGAGGUCAACGUCGAGGAGGACGUUGAUCUGGUCGAUGUGGAGAGUCCGGAGGCUGGGGCAGGAAGCACCGAAGCGGACCUCUGGGCGCGCAACUCGCCUUUGGCCGCGGACCAUGUUGCCGCUGGUUCCUUUGAUACCGCCAUGCAACUCCUCAACCGCCAGGUCGGUGCGGUUAGCUUGGCCCCUCUGAAGCCACGAUUCAUGGAGGUCUACAAGUCUUCGAAGACCUAUCUCCCGGCGACCGCUGGCCUGCCGCCAUUGGUGAACUACGUGCGCCGGACCGUUGACGAGACUGACAGCCGCAAGGUGCUGCCCGUCAUCCCGCGUGACCUCGAGACGAUCGCCAACGCCGAUCUCCAAGAGGGAUACGCUGCGAUGCGCGCCAACAAACUGGAGGAUGGAAUCCAGAUCUUCAAGAACAUCUUGUAUUCCGUCCUGGUGAACACCGUCUCCUCCGACGCGGAGGUCGAACAGGGCAAGACGAUCAUUGCGACCGCUCGGGAGUACAUCCUCGCGAUGUCGAUCGAGCUGGCUCGUCGUUCCCUGUCCACAGAUACCCCGGAGGGCCUCAAACGCAGUCUGGAGCUGUCGGCCUACUUCACGAUCCCCAAGCUGGAGGUCGCCCACCGUCAGUUGGCCUUGAUGGCCGCUAUGAAGCUGGCCUUUGCCAACAAGAACUACUCGUCUGCGCUUAGCUUUGCCAACCGUAUGUUGGCCAACGGUGGCGCCGCCAAGCUUCUUGACCAGGCCAAGAAGAUCAAGGCGCAAUGCGAGCGGAACCCGCAGGACAAGAUCGACAUCGAGUUCGACCAGUUCGCCGAGUUCGACAUCUGCGCGGCGUCCCACACGCCCAUCUACGGCGGGUCUCCCAGCGUGUCGGAUCCGUUCACAGGAGCCAAGUACCACGAACAGUACAAGGGCACCGUAUGCCGGAUAUCCGAGGUGACCGAGAUCGGGGCGCCAGCCAGCGGGCUGCGGUUGUUCGUCCCGGGGCAACACUGAAGAGGUGGGACGGGAUUCUGUGUACCGAAUGAAAAUGGAAUUUUCUGGGGGGGUUGGCCGGCGUGACGGCUGGAGACAAGCUCCUGCUCUCUUAGAUGUAUGAAUCUUCUGUUGUGUCUCCGAUAAUUACUGGUCAGCGAUGUUAGCUUUUCUUUUUUCUUUUUCUAUUUCUUUUCUUUUUUCUAACUCUUUUUUAUUACUUUUUUUCUACCGCUGUUUUCUUUUUUGAUACAUUAUCUGCAAUAUAAAC
This is a messenger RNA of Aspergillus candidus, 4068 nucleotides long. Its product is annotated as coatomer subunit alpha. NCBI's taxonomy places the organism in Eukaryota, Fungi, Ascomycota, Eurotiomycetes, Eurotiales, Aspergillaceae. Bases 174 to 3818 code for a protein of 1214 amino acids. Gene Ontology annotation, cellular component: COPI vesicle coat. The transcript has 7 exons. The record is from RefSeq and is a predicted model, not a curated record. Gene Ontology annotation, molecular function: protein binding; structural molecule activity. Gene Ontology annotation, biological process: endoplasmic reticulum to Golgi vesicle-mediated transport; intracellular protein transport; intra-Golgi vesicle-mediated transport.